AUGGUCGACGCAAGCGAUCCUCACCCCGCAUUUAACCCUUCUAGACCUUCUAGAUACCAACCAGGCCAACCGCUGUUGCGAGAACUGUCUCUUUACAAUGGGGUUUCGAAUAGAUCGCGAGGCUGGAAAACAAAGAAGCCGGAGAAGUUUGCAGAAAUGCAGACGCCUCAAAAGCCUGGUACCGUGAGAUGGGACGGCGCUUCAAUGUCGAGUAAUGGUUGGGAUAACCUGAAAAGGGAUCCCGAGUUGUGGUAUCGUGAUGGAAAUUGCUAUAUUCACCUAUACGACCAAGGGCAAAGCCGUAGAGGUCCCGCAUUCAAGGUGCCUUUUUCUGGGUUCCUAAAAGCAGCCUGUUAUCCCUUCAUCGAUAGAUUCAUGGCUCGAGAUGUCAUAAUACCAACGGGGUGUACUCAAGAGAACGGCGACCCGGCAAGACAGAGUCGUAUUGAACUUUUCAUUCCGGCACCUCCUCGAUCAGAUAAACAUCAAUCAUAUAAAUACCACCUAGCAACUCGGAACUUCGUUGCUUACGUCUUCCGCAGGUCUAUGGUUGGAGAAAAUCUAGGGGCUGCUCUAAUUACUCUCAUGCAUAGCAUGCAUCAGUUUCGUUUAAGGGACGUGGAUAAUGUCCAAGAUCUUAUGAGUUACCUAGACGAGGAAGGUUAUCUCAAUCUUAGAAGCAACCCGGCUCAUGCUAUAGCUAUAUUACAUCUUUCAGAAGUUUUCCGGUUGAGAGGACCCUAUAUAAACGCUUUUGCGCACUGCUGUGGCAUGAGCGACCAAUUGCCUACAGUUCCCGAGUAUCAGCUACUAUCUCCUGUAACUCGAAAGCUCAUCCGUUGUGCACGAGUUGAAAUGAAUCUUAGACUAGGUCAGAGUGCAAAUUUGGUAGGAAAUUUUCUCCAAUAUGAGCUGGCCGAGGCACAUCUGUCUUUGUAUCCUGGAGCUCGAUCACAUCUCGAAAAAUUCCGGUCUCUAUUACACAAUUUCUACGCCGCUAAAUUUGGAUCAUACCCGCCACCAUCAGUUGACUCCCGAACGACAGUAUUCGAAGCAGACAUCUUCCGGAUUAUGAGGACAGAUUUCGAUGCUCUUUUCCAGUAUCUGGUUGACGAGAGUGUUGACAACACCCAGAAUAGUCCAUUCUUGGCGGAAGGAGGUGUCUGUACAUGGCAAAGUAUUCAAUCAUUUGACUUAAGACAUGAAUUCAAGACUUUAUUUCACCCUCUUCCCCUCCUCCCAAGGGUAUCAUUUGAAAAUAUGGAAAAGGUCGCAUGGUUAGAAAAAAGGGUCAGAACAAAUCAAAGACAACAAGAAAUCACACGCUCGGCAUUGUUAAAGGCCACAAACCAGAAGCCCGAACUCCUUAAAAAUGGGCUGGUGAGAGUAUAUCGCCAAUUCGAGGAGAAAUUGGUCCAUCCUCCCACUAAAACGGGCAAGUUGGAAAAUCUAGGUCCUAUAGACAGUCGCAAAGUCCGCUGGAUCUUGAUUUAUGCGGUUUACCAGGCCCUCCGCCAAGCAACAGAGAUUCCGCCCGAGGUUCGGGACGCUGCUGAAGCUCCAUAUCAUCUCUGUAUCUCUACAGUUGAUCUACCACCAUGGGAUGAGGAACGGCCGGUGCACGACCUAGUUCGAAGGCAAACAGUUCAUAUUGCUCAUAGUACAUCACCCUCAGCAACAGGUUGGGACUCUGCAAGAUCAUCCCCCUGCCCGUGUAACUUCGAAAUCAAGCCGGAUAUUGACUAUUUCGCCAUUACCCAUCGCGAUAGAACCGCAGAUGAAGCCAGAGAUAAAGGCCCGCGCAGAGCGGCGAGUUGGAAGGGAAACCUUUCUAGGAGCCUGUCUCGGAGCUUGACGACCCGACGUUCACCAACCAAACUUACUAAACCUCAGAAUAGGACUACCCAGUCACCUUGGAACAGGCACUAUCGCGAGAUUGUGGUUCAAGGCUAUGGCAACGGAACAAUCGAUAUUAAAGACGCGCUAUCAGGCGCACCGCCGCCAAAUGCGCGUGCUACAAUUGCUGAAGAGGACCCGGGAUCAACGUCGCCUUCUCAUUAUUCUAGUAUUUCCGACCUAAGGGAAUCCGAGGAUGAAAGUAUCGCGAAGACAUCGGAAACAUCUGUAUCCGAAAGCCAGGCGGAAACUUCCCCUAAUGACAAACGCGAGACGCCGCCGCAUCGUCCCGGGUCUUCAUUCGCCGCAUUUCGACGAAAGCGCCAAGGAGAACUCACGCCCAAGUCCUCCUGCGGGCUGCUCAGACGGCGACCGAAGAGUAUCGACGGCACCUCGCGGAAAUUUAUGGAACCCGCACCGCGUGAUAUCCACAAGGUGAAUAGCGUCACGCCUCACAUCGAGAUGCCAGCUCCCAAAGUCCCCACGUGGAGCCACAUAAAGGUCAUGGAAGAUAAGGCUACUAACUGGAUGGCGAAUGAUAUUCAGCCCGCAUGGGAGCAAUACACCGAUCUCGGUGGCCUGACCGAGUUGAGACCCCGGGGACCUCACAGACCGCCGCCGAGGUGUAGGCCGACACCGAUGGUACGCCUAUAG
This is a messenger RNA of Daldinia childiae, 2550 nucleotides long. RefSeq lists its product as uncharacterized. The record is from RefSeq and is a predicted model, not a curated record. The coding region runs from base 1 to 2550 and encodes 849 amino acids. NCBI's taxonomy places the organism in Eukaryota, Fungi, Ascomycota, Sordariomycetes, Xylariales, Hypoxylaceae. The transcript has 4 exons.